Diatraea saccharalis (sugarcane borer) is the source of this 864-nucleotide messenger RNA. The record is from the annotation of a GenBank genome assembly. Lineage: Eukaryota; Metazoa; Arthropoda; Insecta; Lepidoptera; Crambidae.
AUGUUACUGUUCCUAUUAUGGUUCACUGCAAUAAAAACUCUAACGUGUUUCUCUACCAAUGACAUUAUAUUGUCGGAGAAAGUUCCUAUACCAGAAGACGAUCCAGUAUUUAUGGACAUACCCCAAAUCAAUAGCUCGGACAGAAUCGUGGGUGGCCAGGAAGCUUCCAUCGAAGAGUAUCCUCAUCAAGUCUCAUUCAUUGUCAACAAUUCUUACUUUUGUGGUGGAUUUAUUGUUAGUGAGCGCUAUAUAAUAACUGCAGCGCACUGUGCUCAGAACGUUGACCCUAGCACAGUAGUACUCAGAGCGGGCAGUUCAUGGCGUCGCAACGGGACCAUUAUUCCCAUAGAAAAAGUUAUACCACAUCCUGAAUAUAACAAUCCAGCAUUUGACAAAGAUGUUGCCGUCAUGAAAACAGUGGAACCCAUGACGUUUGGAGAAACCAUGCAACCGAUAUCAUUGCCACCGCUGAACAGACAGAUGAAGGGCGGAACUGAUAUUUUGGUCAGCGGAUGGGGUAGGACGCAGCAAGGUGCCGCUUCAAUUCCUGAGCGUUUAAUGGAUGUCCAGAUUCCAGUGGUCAACUUUUUGCAAUGUCGCCUGGUUUAUUAUAAUGUAUUGACCGAAAAUGAAUUCUGUGCUGGUAAUUAUUUCCUCGGAGGCCAAGGCACAUGCCAGGGUGAUUCUGGAGGUGCUGCCACACAAGAAGGCAUGGCUGUGGGCAUAGUGUCGUAUGGUCGCGGAUGUGGACAGCCUCUCAGUCCAAGUGUGUUCGCUGAUAUUGCAGCACCUGUUAUUAGGAACUUCAUUAAAGAACAAACAGAUCUGUGAUUCAUUGUAAUCAUCACCAUAAUUAGAAUAUAU